Molecule: messenger RNA, 7360 nt
Organism: Toxorhynchites rutilus septentrionalis
Lineage: Eukaryota; Metazoa; Arthropoda; Insecta; Diptera; Culicidae
Exons: 12
Coding region: 512-6763 (2083 amino acids)
Biological process (GO): ammonia assimilation cycle
Molecular function (GO): FMN binding; iron-sulfur cluster binding; glutamate synthase (NADH) activity
Source: RefSeq, a predicted model, not a curated record
GCCAGUUUCAUUCGGUCAUCGGAAGAGUUCAGACUUGCUUGGAACUAAAAAGUAUAUUUAACUCGUGAUUGUGAAAACUAAAACCGAAAAUACAUUUACCAAGUAUACCAUACUGUAUCCAGGGCGGCAAUUUAUUCUGAGUUAAGAGGCAGGAAAAAAGCAGAACAGACACGUUUUCGCCAACUCCCGUAAAACGAAAGCACUCCGUGGUGUACAGGAAAGUUAUAUUUGGAUCGAGUUUUCCGUUCGAGAGGUAUUCUCAACAGAAAACCAUCGUCUUCCGUUGUUAUAUCUGGCUAUUGAAAAAUAUAAACUGUAUGUUCUAUUCUCGGAAAAGUGAUUGAGUGAUCGAAAAAAUAAACUGAACAACCGAGGUUUGUGAUUCGGCUAUUGUGAGAAACAAUAUAAAUCCAAGCAACCGGUAUUUUUCUUGUGCAAAGGGCUUGAAGAAAAAAGUUGAACUUUAAGUGACAACCGGAAAAAAGAAAAGUGGUGAAUCGUUUCCUGUAGAAUGGCCCCACCGAACAAUGAAUUCUCAUCUGAAGUGAUUGUGCCACGUGAAGCUACGAAGCAGGAUGAAACCGUUCAACAACAGCAACAAUCUGGGAAACUGGCUAUGGAUUGGGAGACACCUGGAGCCCAAGGUCUUUAUGAUCCGCAGAACGAACACGAGGCCUGCGGCGUAGGCUUCAUCGUGUCGAUCGAAGGAAAGGCUAAUCACAAGAUCUUGCGUGAUGCCCAAACGCUCGCAAUUCGCAUGAACCAUCGCGGUGCUUGCGCCUGUGAUAAUGAUACCGGUGAUGGCGCUGGUGUAUGCACUUCAAUUCCGCACGAUCUGUAUCGGAACGAUUUGGCAUCACUCGGCAUAAAGUUACCGGAGCUAGGUCGCUAUGCGACCGGUAUUUUCUAUUUGGAUAAAAAUACCCACGAAGAGGCCGAGAACGACUUCAAUUCAUUGGCUGAAAGUCUCGGAAUACAGGUUAUCUGCUGGCGAGAUGUUCCUACCAAUCAGGACGCCGUCGGCGCGGUCGCCCGUAAGAGUGAGCCGCUUUCCCGGCAGGUCUUCAUUAAGGCCGAUGUCGAUUACGAUACGUUCAAGCGGCAAAUAUUUGUGCUGCGCAAACGUGCGACCCAUGAACUGCAACGUCCUGGACGUCGUUUCUACAUCUGUUCACUUUCGACGAAAACAAUCGUGUACAAGGGUCUCUUCACCUCGGACCAACUAUGGGAAUAUUAUCUGGACCUACAGAAUCCGGAGUUUUUGACAUACUUGGCACUGGUGCACACUCGCUUCAGUACAAACACCUUCCCCUCGUGGGAACGUGCUCAUCCACUGCGAGUGCUGGCCCACAAUGGAGAAAUCAAUACACUCCGUGGAAAUGUUAACCUGAUGAAGGCUCGUGAAGGUGUUAUGAAGAGCGAACUAUUUGGGGAUGAACUGAAGAAGUUGUAUCCCGUUGUCGAGCCGAAUUUGUCCGACUCGGGCUCGGCUGAUUGCGUGCUUGAGUUUUUGGCUGAAGUUGGCAACCGAUCGCUUCCAGAGGCCGUUAUGACCAUGGUACCGGAAGCAUGGCAGAACGAUCGUACCAUGUCGCAGGAGAAGCGCGAUUUCUAUCACUGGUCAGCGUGCGUCAUGGAGCCCUGGGACGGACCAGCAUUGAUUUCAUUCACCGAUGGACGAUACAUUGGAGCAAUUCUCGACCGGAACGGACUGCGACCCUCUCGGUUCUACGUGACGCGUGACAACCUGCUGAUAAUGGCAUCGGAAGUUGGUGUAUAUGACGUUGAUCCUAAAGACGUUACGCUAAAGAGCCGUCUCAAGCCAGGCCGUAUGCUGUUGGUUGACACCGAGCAAAAGUCGUUGAUCCAGGACAUCGAACUAAAGUCCCAUAUUGCUAAGUCACGUCCGCACUCCGAAUGGCUGCAGCAACAGAUAACCAUGGAUGACAUCCGACGUGAAGCUGCCGAAAAGAACUUCAGUAUUGAUCUGAGCGGUGUUUUGCCGAGCGAAAAUAGCCGUGGCAUGAUGGAUCCACGCUUGCAGCUGUAUGGAUAUACCACUGAAACGAUCCACAUGCUGCUACUGCCAAUGAUCAAGACCAAGAAGGAAGCGCUCGGCUCGAUGGGCAAUGAUGCCCCACUUGCCUGCCUGUCUGCAUUCCAACCGUUACCGUACGAUUACUUCAAGCAGUUGUUCGCCCAAGUUACCAAUCCACCAAUCGAUCCAUUUCGUGAAAAAAAUAUCAUGUCCUUGCAAUGCCCGAUCGGACCGCAGGCAAAUCUGCUGUACGCCUCUCCUGCCCAGGUGCAUCGUAUUUGGUUGGACAAUCCUAUCUUGAGUAUUCCCGACACGGAGAUUCUCAAACAAAAUCAACACCGCGGAUGGAAGACCAAGGUUAUCGACAUUACGUUCCCAAUGAAGGAUGGAGCGGAAGGUUUUCUCACUGGGUUGCGACGCGCUUGCACCGAGGCCCAAAAUGCGGCCAAUGGUGGAUAUCAGUUGCUGGUACUGUCCGAUCGCACUGCCAACAAGGAUCGGGCUCCGAUAUCGGCACUGCUUGCUCUGGGGGCCGUACAUCAUUAUCUCAUCGAAACCCGUCUACGUAUGAAGGUGGGAUUGAUCGUCGAAACGGCUGAAGCACGAGAGGUACACCACAUUUGUGUACUGUUGGGAUACGGUGCCGAUGCUAUUUGUCCGUAUCUUGUGUUCGAGCUGGCGGAAGCACUACGUGAUGAAACCGUUAUUGAUCCAUCUAUGAGUAACGAUGCGAUCUACAAGGCAUAUGCGGACGCUGUUGAAACCGGUAUUCUGAAAGUUAUGGCAAAGAUGGGUAUCUCAACUCUGCAGUCUUACAAGGGUGCUCAGAUAUUCGAAGCCGUUGGUGUGGGUGCGGAUGUGAUUGAUUUUUGUUUCCGGGGAACGCAAUCCCGCAUUGGUGGUGUAAAUUUGGAGGUGCUUGCCUUAGAGGGUCUGGAGCGACAUGAUCUGGUUUAUGGACAUCACAACGCAGACGCGAAGAUUCUCCGCAACCCUGGACAGUAUCAUUGGAGAGCUGGCGGCGAAAGUCAUAUCAAUGAACCUGCGGCUAUAGCAGCUCUUCAAGAGGCCUCGAUGAAUGAAAACAAAGACGCCUAUGCCCGUUUUCGAGAUACAACCCACAGGAGCGUGCAGCAAUGCACUCUGAGGGGUCAGCUGGAGUUUGUGAAAGGUCGCCCAAAGGUCAAUAUAUCCGAAGUUGAACCAGCUAGUGAGAUCGUGAAACGCUUUGCCACUGGUGCGAUGAGUUUUGGAAGUAUUUCCUUGGAAGCUCAUUCUACUCUUGCUAUUACUAUGAACCGUAUUGGCGGAAAAAGUAACACAGGCGAGGGUGGUGAAGAUGCCGAUCGAUAUCUGAAUCAAGAUCCGCAUCACAACAGACGAUCAGCCAUCAAGCAAGUAGCUUCGGGUCGCUUCGGCGUCACAGCGGCUUACAUUGCCAAUGCAGAUGAUCUGCAAAUUAAAAUGGCUCAAGGUGCCAAACCAGGCGAGGGUGGCGAGCUACCUGGUUACAAAGUUACGCACGACAUUGCCAAGACGCGUCAUUCCGUCGCUGGGGUAGGUCUCAUUUCUCCUCCUCCACAUCACGAUAUCUAUUCCAUCGAAGAUUUGGCGGAAUUGAUAUAUGAUUUGAAAUGUGCCAACCCGAUGGCUCGUAUAAGCGUUAAACUUGUGUCAGAAGUGGGAGUCGGCGUCGUUGCGUCCGGAGUUGCAAAGGGAAAGGCCGAACAUGUUGUCAUUUCUGGUCAUGACGGUGGUACUGGUGCCAGCUCAUGGACCGGUAUUAAAUCAGCUGGACUGCCAUGGGAGUUGGGCAUCGCUGAAACUCAUCAGGUGUUGGUUCUCAACGAUUUGAGAUCUAGAGUUGUAGUCCAAGCUGACGGUCAGCUACGUACAGGAUUUGACGUUGCGGUGGCUGCUAUUCUUGGUGCUGAUGAGUUUGGAUUCAGUACUGCACCAUUGAUAGUGAUGGGUUGCACUAUGAUGCGCAAAUGUCACUUGAAUACGUGCCCAGUCGGGAUAGCCACUCAAGAUCCGGUACUUCGUGCAAAGUUUGCCGGAAAACCUGAACACGUCAUCAAUUAUUUCUUCAUGUUAGCCGAAGAGAUUCGUGAAAUUAUGGCGAGCUUGGGUUUGCGGAAAUUCCAGGAUUUAAUCGGUCGCACUGACCUGCUACAGUUACGCGAAAACCUUCCCAACAAGGCGUCUCUUCUGGAUCUUCAGAUGCUUCUGAAGAAUGCCCUGGAUCUAAGACCCGGCACUAACAUAAUCGGCGGUUCGUUGAAGCAGGACUUCAAUCUGGAAAAACGUGCCGACAAUCUGUUGAUUGAGAAAACCCAAGCCGUUAUCGACGGAACACAGCAAUCGAUCACACUGGACAUGAACAUUCGCAAUGAAGAGCGUGCGUUCACUAGCACUUUGAGCUACAAGAUAGCCCGUAAAUACGGGGACGAUGGACUACCAGAAGGUCGAUCGAUCAACAUCAAUUUGACCGGUUCUGCUGGACAGAGUUUCGGUGCCUUUUUGGCGAAAGGUGUCAAUCUGAAUCUGGUCGGUGACGCCAACGAUUAUGUUGGUAAGAGCUUGUCUGGUGGCACCAUCACCAUUUGUCCGCCCAAGGAAUCACCAUUUGAGUCGCAUUUGAACGUGAUUGUUGGUAACGUUUGUCUUUAUGGUGCCACUUCUGGAAGAGCCUACUUCCGGGGCAUCGCUGCCGAACGUUUCUGUGUGCGUAAUUCUGGAGUUACGGCAGUGGUGGAAGGUGUCGGUGAUCACGGCUGUGAGUAUAUGACAGGUGGAUUGGUUCUGAUUCUAGGGCUCACCGGCCGUAACUUCGCCGCCGGUAUGUCCGGAGGUAUCGCCUACGUGUUGGAUGUUGACGGUACAUUCCGUUCGAAAGUCAAUCCUGGUAUGGUUGAACUUUUAGGAUUAGAAUUGGAUGAAGAUCGUCUAACUGUCAAGGAUUUAUUGACCGAGUUUGUGGAGAAAACUGAUUCGGCUAUUGCGAAAGAAUUGUUGUCCACAUGGCCCGAACCAUGUCAGCAGUUUGUGAAAGUAUUCCCCUAUGAAUAUCAGCGAGCCCUCAAAGCACUGAAGGAGGAACAAGCGAUUCAGGAUAGUAUAAAAACAAUUACUAAUGGGGUACAGAAGAACGAACCAAAGAUAAAAGACAUUGAGGAGUCCAUCCAAGAUGCUGCUCUUGCCAAGAAAAAACUUGAUCAGAUUUUGGAUAAAACCCGUGGCUUCAUCAAGUACAAACGCGAAACUUCGGUUUACCGUAAUGCAGAGGAACGUCAGAAGGAUUGGAAAGAAGUGUUCAACUUCCCCCAUGUUCGCAAAAAUCUUAAGAUGCAGGCAGCCCGGUGUAUGGAAUGUGGCGUUCCAUUCUGUCAAUCCAAUUCCCAUGGUUGUCCGUUAGGAAAUAUCAUUCCUAAAUGGAACGAUCUGGUGUUCCAUGGUAGUUGGAAGGAAGCCAUUAAUCAACUUUUGCAAACGAACAAUUUCCCUGAGUUCACCGGACGAGUAUGUCCGGCCCCGUGUGAGGGUGCUUGUGUUUUGGGAAUUUCUGAACCAGCAGUGACAAUAAAAAAUAUCGAAUGCGCUAUCAUUGACCAUGCUUUCGAGCAAGGCUGGAUUACUCCUGAAAUUCCUGAGAACCGUACCGGUAAACGUGUUGCCAUCAUUGGAUCUGGUCCAGCUGGUCUGGCCGCAGCGCAGCAAUUGAAUAAAGCUGGUCAUUCGGUUACUGUGUACGAACGGAACGAUCGUCCAGGAGGACUGUUGCAGUACGGUAUUCCUACCAUGAAACUGUCCAAAGAAGUUGUCAAACGUCGUCUGGAUCUAAUGGUUGCCGAAGGCAUUGAAUUCAAAUGUAAUGUACAUAUUGGAAAAGAUUUAAUGGCUUCCCAACUGGAACAGGAAUACGAUGCUGUCCUGUUCACAACGGGUGCCACAUGGCCACGUGAUCUGAACCUACCAAACCGAGAUCUGAAUGGUAUUCAUUUUGCUAUGGAAUUUUUGGAAGCAAGUCAAAAGAAACUGCUCGGAACUCGUGAAAAAUGGAUUUCGGCCGAAGGAAAACAUGUGAUUGUGAUUGGAGGCGGAGAUACCGGAUGCGAUUGUAUUGCAACUUCCUUGCGCCAGGGUGCCAAAACGAUAACCACCUUCGAAAUUCUUCCAACACCCCCGGAAAAACGUGCACACGAUAAUCCUUGGCCACAGUGGCCCAAGAUUUUCCGUGUUGAUUACGGACACGAGGAGGUUCGCGUAAAAUGGGGCAACGAUCCACGUCAGUACUCUACGACCACGAAAGAAUUUGUUAGCGACGGCAACGGAAACAUUCAAGGUGUCAAUACAAUCCAGGUUGAGUGGACCCAAAGUCCAACGGGACAGUGGAGUAUGAAAGAAGUUGCUGGAUCCGAAAAGUAUUUCCCUGCCGAUCUUAUUCUGCUGGCAAUGGGCUUUUUGGGACCCGAAAAAGCAGCGCCCACAGAAAUGAAACUUGAGCUGGAUGGCAGAGGCAACAUCAAGACUACCGUCGGAACUUAUGGUACCGCUAAUCCGAAAGUAUUUGCUGCAGGUGAUUGUCGACGUGGACAAUCGCUCGUUGUAUGGGCUAUUUCCGAGGGAAGACAGGCUGCUCGCCAAAUUGACACCUAUCUGAUGAAUACCCUAAGUCAACUGCCCGGUCCGGGAGGUGUUAUUGAUCCAACAAGAUCUUUCUAAAGUGAUAUAAAUAUCUUGUAGGCUGUAAGCAAAGUUUCGUUGAAAAUAUGAGAAAAUAUGAGUAGUUUCGCUACCCUCAGAGACAGAUCCAACAGAAGAUAAAAAAAAGUAGCAGGUCUGCAGUAACAGCAAAUCAAAUCGAUACGUCCAGUCGGUUCAUAAUGAACUCAAGAUAGAUGAAAAAGAAACAGAUCUAUUGAUAUUCCUUUGUUGAUUUUCUCUUGUUUUUAUUUACAAAAAAUCACAUUCAAUCAGUACCCGUUGUAUGUUCCGUGCAUGAUACUAUUAUUCAGUUGAAAUCCUCAUAUUCUAUAACAUAGUUUUAUGGUUACUUAAGAACAGAAUUGUAUUAUCAUUAGACGCUAAACAAAUGCAUAGUAAUGAUGAAUAAAAUUCCAUUUCAUAUUUUACUGUUACAAACUACAAUGAUUGUAGUCGUUAUUUACGUACAAUCAGCACUUCUCAUUUUUGGAUUAGGGACAUUUAUAAUUAUUAAUACCAUGUUGCUAAGCAAAAAAAACUGCAACGCGCUACAUGAAGGUAUAUUUAUUGUCAUGUUAAUGACACUAAAAAUAAAAUCUUUAAUCAUGUUGAUUA